Molecule: messenger RNA, 894 nt
Organism: Trichogramma pretiosum
Lineage: Eukaryota; Metazoa; Arthropoda; Insecta; Hymenoptera; Trichogrammatidae
Exons: 1
Coding region: 1-894 (297 amino acids)
Source: RefSeq, a predicted model, not a curated record
AUGGCAAAUGUUGGACGUGUCGGGCCUAUGCCCGUUCAAGCGGCGCCUCCAGCUCGUCGCAGAGGUAAUGCUCGUGCUCCUGUUCCUGUCGCCGAGGACGUCGUGCCAGCCGCCGUCCAAGCUGCGCCUCCAGCUCGUCGCGGAGCCGCUCUUCCAGCUCGUCACAGAGGCGGCGCUCGAGCUCUCGCGCGUGUCGCCGAGGACGUCGCUCCACCCGCCGUCCAAGCGGAGCUUCCAGCUCGUCGUGGUGCUGCUCCUCCAGCUCGUCGUGGAGCCGCUCUUUCAGCUCGUUGCAGAGGCGGCGCGGGAGCUCCCGCGCGUGUCGCCGAGGACGUCGCACCAGCCGCCACCCAAGAGGCGCCUCCAGCUCGUGGCAGAGGUGGCGCCCGAGCCCCUGUUCUUGAUGACGAGUUCGUCGCGCCGGUCGCCCUUCAAGUGGCGCCCCCAGUUGCCGAGUUUGCUGCGCCCCAGCUUUCGCCUAUUCACCGAGGAGCGUCAAAUGUUCCACAUCGAGUAGCUGUCGACAACAGAGGGGUAGCCGUUCGCACUUACUCCGAUGAGUAUGAUAUUUCUGAUUCAGAGGGAACUUCAGCUCAGGUAUGUGAAUUUGAUGGCGAGGAAGCAGAGUUUGAACCAGACGAGGAGUCCGAAAGAAUCGACGGGGCUCUCAACGUUCAAGAUCGUCAAGAUUAUCGUCAAGAUUUUAGAUAUAAUGCCGCGAGCAAUAUUUUCAAUUCGAAUAUUUUUGAUAAUUUUGCGGGUCCACGUAAUAGCACCGAGUUGCAAGUAGAUUCUGGGCGAAAUAGCGGAGUAAUUGAUGUAUCAAAUACCGAUCCGAUCAAUCGCUUAGCUGAUUUUUAUCGCGUACGAUCGAUAAUAAUUCCGCGGUUGUAA